Molecule: messenger RNA, 683 nt
Organism: Dendrobium catenatum
Lineage: Eukaryota; Viridiplantae; Streptophyta; Magnoliopsida; Asparagales; Orchidaceae
Exons: 2
Coding region: 141-668 (175 amino acids)
Cellular component (GO): mitochondrial outer membrane
Molecular function (GO): ATP binding; ATP hydrolysis activity
Source: RefSeq, a predicted model, not a curated record
AUAUCCUUCUUAUACUUAUUUUCGUAUAAAAUAUGCUCCUUUUUAUAAUUAUAUACACCUUCCUAAAUCCUAUAGCGCGUUAGGAGGGUUGUCCUUCUCUUUUAUCUAGCUCUCGGUCGCGUGCUUCUUCCCUUGCAAAGAUGAAGGAUUCGCAGGCGAGAUUGGUGCAGGAACUGGUCUUGUACGCUGCUAGUGCGGCGUUGAGUAGCCUCGUCCUUUUUAUGGGGCUCCGCCAUCUCGACCCCAACCGCGACGCCUCCAAGAAAGCCCUCGCGCAGAAGAAGGAGAUCGCCAAGCGACUCGGCCGCCCCCUAAUUCAGACCAAUCAAUACGAGGAUAUUAUUGCCUGUGAUGUUAUUAACCCAGACCAUAUCGAAGUCGAGUUUGACUCAAUUGGUGGGCUCGAAAAUAUAAAGAAUGCAUUGUAUGAGCUGGUCAUUCUUCCAUUAAAGCGACCUGAAUUGUUUUCUAGUGGAAAGCUUCUCACCCCGCAAAAAGGUGUCUUACUGUAUGGACCUCCAGGUACUGGCAAGACAAUGCUAGCUAAGGCCCUUGCCAAAGAGUCUGGUGCAGUUUUCAUUAAUGUACGAAUGUCCAAUCUGAUGAGCAAAUGGUUUGGUGAUGCUCAAAAACUUGGUAAAUUAUUGUCAGUUGUAAAACUUAGUUAAUUUUUACUACCUUUC